AGAGUUGAGAAUCAUGGAGCGGCUUCAGAGAAUGUUUGCAGGUGCAGGAGGGGCGCUAGGGCACCCACCACCAGAUUCCCCCACACUCGAUUCUUCCGAGCAGGUCUAUAUCUCUUCGCUCGCCCUCCUCAAGAUGCUCAAGCACGGAAGAGCUGGGGUUCCAAUGGAAGUGAUGGGUUUGAUGCUUGGGGAAUUCGUGGAUGAGUAUACCGUACGCGUUGUUGAUGUGUUUGCGAUGCCACAGAGUGGAACUGGUGUUAGUGUUGAAGCUGUUGAUCAUGUCUUCCAAACUAACAUGCUUGAUAUGCUCAAACAGACUGGACGACCAGAGAUGGUUGUUGGGUGGUACCAUUCACAUCCUGGAUUUGGAUGUUGGCUUUCUGGUGUGGACAUCAAUACACAACAGAGUUUUGAGGCUUUGAAUCAGCGUGCCGUGGCCGUUGUCGUAGAUCCAAUACAAAGUGUUAAAGGAAAAGUAGUGAUCGACGCUUUCAGAUUGAUCAAUCCACAGACUAUGAUGCUUGGCCAAGAACCGAGGCAGACGACGUCCAAUCUGGGGCACCUGAACAAACCAUCUAUUCAAGCGUUGAUCCAUGGAUUGAACAGGCAUUACUAUUCCAUAGCCAUUAACUACAGGAAGAAUGAACUUGAGGAGAAGAUGUUGCUAAAUCUUCACAAGAAGAAAUGGACCGAUGGUUUGACACUUCAGCACUUUGAUACACAUUCUAAGACUAAUGAGCAGACUGUUCAGGAGAUGCUGAACCUUGCCGUGAAAUACAACAAGGCAGUCCAAGAGGAAGAUGAGCUGCCCCCAGAAAAGCUUGCGAUAGCAAAUGUGGGAAGACAAGAUGCAAAGAAGCACCUUGAAGAGCAUGUCUCGAAUUUGAUGUCUUCCAACAUCGUUCAAACUCUAGGAAUGAUGCUUGAUACCGUUGUCUUCUAGAGUUGUUAUUUUCGGAUCUUUCAAUUUCUCUAUUGUGAUUACUAAUUAGUUAGAAAACUGGUAAUUUAUUCACUAGUAGUUUUACAAUUAUCCCAAAACCAUAUUUGAAGACAGAUGUAUUCUUUGGACGAGCUGAAGAGGUCAAGAAAUUAAAACAGUUCAUAUUUUUUCCGGUGA
Messenger RNA from Arachis duranensis, 1120 nucleotides. Its product is annotated as 26S proteasome non-ATPase regulatory subunit 14 homolog. Gene Ontology annotation, molecular function: protein binding; metallopeptidase activity; proteasome binding. NCBI's taxonomy places the organism in Eukaryota, Viridiplantae, Streptophyta, Magnoliopsida, Fabales, Fabaceae. Gene Ontology annotation, biological process: proteasome-mediated ubiquitin-dependent protein catabolic process; protein deubiquitination. Gene Ontology annotation, cellular component: proteasome regulatory particle, lid subcomplex. The coding region runs from base 14 to 943 and encodes 309 amino acids. The record is from RefSeq and is a predicted model, not a curated record. The transcript has 6 exons.